Messenger RNA from Linum trigynum, 7263 nucleotides. NCBI's taxonomy places the organism in Eukaryota, Viridiplantae, Streptophyta, Magnoliopsida, Malpighiales, Linaceae. The record is from the annotation of a GenBank genome assembly.
ACGUCCAGGUACUAGAUAGAUUCUCUAAAUAACUCUAGGGUUUAGUUUACCCCCAAUUCAUAUGCGCAAUGAUAACAGUAAUGAUGAUAGUAAUCAUAUAUAGCUAGCUAGAUGGAGUUGCAGUUGGCAAAUAAUUGAUUCAUGAUAGUGGGCAUGGAUUUAUUGAUCAGGGUGGGUUUGGUUGGGGAAGAUAACCAGAAGCAGCCAGCAGAGAGAGAGAGAGAGGGAAGAGGAAUCCAUGGCUGGCGUCAAUGCUGAUGGUGACCAAACUUACAUGGUAGUAAUUACUCAGAGAGAGAGAGAGUAAGAGAGAGAUGGUGAGGGUUUCAGAGCAUUUAAAGCUCCACCUCUUCCAGUCAUCUUUUGCACAUAUAUGACUCAGGUCAGGUCAGGUUCAUCACAGGACUCAGAAAUAUUGUUGAUGACAAUGCCAAAAUGAAAUAAAUGAAAAGCUGCAAUAUGAGAUGAGAAACCACCCGACGGCAAAUGGAAAGAAAGUCACCCACUCCAAACGCAACCCAGAUUCUCAUUUGUCAUCUACCCUAUCCCUCACCAUUCUGUAUUCUCUUUCCCUAACGUUAUUAUGUACAUUCUGUUCUGUGCAUAUUUCACACAUUGAUACAUACUGCCAACGAGACUAUUACUACUACAAUACAAAAGAGAAGGAGAAGGGCAAACGAGCAAGUCUAAAGAACCAAAUAUAUGAAAUCUAUUUUCUUCUUCUUCAUCAUCACAUGCAUGGUAGUAGCCAAGGAAUGAGGAGAUAUUUCUUCAUGUGAAUAAGCAGUAGCAGCAACUCAGGCAAGUUGCAUCCCCCACACCGAAUAAUUUUAUUCCAAAGCUAUACUCACAAGAAAGAAACAAGAAUGUAAGGCCCAAUGCAAGGAAAAGUGGAAAACACAAAGCCCACGACAAAAAAAUAAGUAAAAUAACAGACGCCCACUCCACUCAGAAACGUCAAUGUUGGUUCUCCUUCGAAUUCACACUUCACUAUCCACUCCCAGACUCUGUGUAAUUUGUUUAUCGAUCUCCAUUAUCAUUUUACAUGCAAAUUAGUUACACUGCAGUCAUGAUUUUGUCGGUAAUCAUUGUUUACAGCAUAUAAUCAAACAGACAAUCGGCUGCAACAGAUGACUGAUUGUCGGCGCCAUGGAAAAAAUGUGAAGUGGGGGGAGCAAGCAGAUCCGAGUCUCUCUCGCCCUCUUGCUGCUGCUGCUGCUUCCUUUCGUGAUGAUAGAUAGAUAGAUGAGUGAGUUUAUGUGAAUAGCACGUUAGCUGCAGACAGUGAGAACAAUAGUGGGCUGGUCACUGGUUAGAAUGAAGCUAUUAAAUCCCACCCCUGCAGUUUAGGAAGAGAAAGCAAAGUAAAAUAGCUCUGUUUUACACUAUACCAUCCUCGUAAUAAAAGCAGCUGCUAAACAAAUGAAUUUUGGGUUAGUCAGUCAGCCAGUCAGGUGGGUAGAAAGUCAGACAAGUAGGGAAAUCGAGCUUAUUAGCAGCAUAGGGCAUAGGCAUAAUGAGCAUUCACUUUCCCCACAUUUACCAAACAACGAGGUAAUUUAAAAAGGGGGGCAUAAGACAUUGUUAUUAUGAGGAGUUGACUAAAGUCAAAGCGCAGGGUUCCAGAAAGCUACACUAUAUAUUAACAACACGGAAAUCAAAGAAGAAAAAUGCACUGCAGACACCAGCAGUAGUACCACAACCAAAAAGGGGACAGCUAGCUACCAUUAGACCCGUAGCCAUUACUCUCCUCCACAUCACUGAUUACAAACACAAACACAAAGUUGCAGAAGCAUAUUUAAUUUAAGACACACAGUAACAGAAUUUGGGUAAUGCUUCCCGGAUGGUAAACUCACCGAUGGCUCUGUCGCGUAGAUUAGUCACAAGUUAGAGGUAGAACAGCACAGAUUCCGUAAUUAAGUUGGUGAAAUAAAAGUCAAACUGAAACCAAAUGUGGAACAUUGGAAGACGAGCUGUAAAGUUAGGAGAGAAAAGGGGUGGAUCGACUGACUGACUGCCCGACUGAUAAAGCAAGAAACCCAACACACCAAUCUUCCCCUAGCCAGCAAAUAGGAGAGGGGGAACCAGAAAAGUAAUGAUGAACAUCUUUCUCUAGUCUGUUAGGAGAGGAGAGUCAAACAACUCCAUCAUUACACCAAUCUUCUCAUCCCACCCUGCAAUGCAUGCCCUCAACGCCCCCAAUAAUUUCUUUUUCCAAUAUCUGGGCCAAGAAAACGAAAGUCAAUGUAUAGUUUCCAGAUCCACCAAGAAAAGGAGAAUGAAAGAGGAUUACAAAAAUAAAUUAGCAGUGGAAGUUGGCAGUGAAGCAAAUUAACACAACAAUUGGGUAGGAAUGAAGCCGGGUCCGACGUCACUAAUUACUUCACGGCCUCUUCGUCGACCAAAUUGUCCAAAACCGAAAGAAAGAAAGAAAGAAAUAACGAACGAGGGAGAGAUGAUUCCCCUCAAAAGGUCUCUUUAACAGCCUCCACCGCUGUGGAGAUUUGUGGCUCCCUUGGGAUCUUCUGCUCUGCUUCAAACAUGAUAUCUCUGCCUCUGUCAGCUUGGAGCAAUCCGUUCAAAUCCUCUUCCACAGCCAUGCAAUCUUGUUUCUAGGAUUCACUGUGAUGGAUGCCUUCGAGUUAUCCCCAGGAGGCGGCAUAUGGUUCAAUCACUAGCCAUGGAUUUCGAGUUGAUCGGACAAGCUGAUUUCGCUCUUGUUGCAUUCUAAGUGGUUGGUUGCAAGAGAGAUUUCUGAUACUGGUGUUUUCAGGGGUUCUGUUGUGUUGGAUGGUUGCUGUCAAACUGUGUUGUGUUCUCUGUUCUUGCUUCACUUUUCAUGGUUUGAUUGUAACCGGGUUCCCUUUUCCUUCCUCCUGUUGAACCAUAAUGUUGGUUGUUGUCUCUUUGUAACUGAUGAGUUAAAAUGCAAUAAAGACUCUCCUUUGUCAAAAAAAAAAAAACAGCCUCCACCGCUGGACUCAUUUUUUACUUUACCAAACCAGCACGAAAGCAGGACAGAAGAUAGUAAGAGAAGAAGAAGAAGAAGAUGAGUUAUAGGAAGAAGGGCUGGGACGGGGACCGGGUAAGGGUUUUCGUAGUCACGUCUUCAUAUGGAAGUCGGCCCGCCAGAGUCUCCUCCUCUACUUUUCUGUCUUUUUGCUUUCCUUACCUGUUCCUUUUUCCCACUUUUGCGAUUAGUGGUUUUCCCUUUUGCAUCCUCCAUUACUCUUCCCCGUUUAUAACACGUCCAAUUGGUCCACGUACUAAUACAUAGUUUUUCCUUUCAUUUUGACAGUAUCUAUCCUGCUCUAAUGGCUAGAUUUAUCUCUAACACAAAAGGGAGUCACCAACCAGAGCAUAAGAAGGAAUAAUUAAGUUGUGCAGGAAAUGAGACAAGUUGAAAACUGCAGCUUUCCUUUUGAACGAAUGGCUUCUUUAGGUUGUUUUUUCUUCAUCUUCUUCUAUUUGCAAUAUAGCGUUGAUAACACAGAUUUAUGUCAUCAGAUUGUACAAACCUAAUACACUCAUUGAUAAAAUAUACAAUGAUAAUGUUGCCAAUUGCUUCUAGUAAUUUAGAUCACGAGACAUGAAAUCCGACGGGGCUAACAUGAAAUCUACAUGCGAUAGUAAAUUCGCAUACCAACCAAACCAAACCAACUCAACUUAUCAAAUUAUCUGUCUACUAAAUUGUGAGGAAUUAUUGUGGGUAUAAGGUUUAAACUCUGACGAGAUAAUUACUGGCUCAAGAAUUGACUGUCUAUCUUCAGCAUUGCCUCAAGGCUACAACUCAAUUUACUGAAAAAAAUAUACUUCUUUUUCUAUUGCUUAAUUAAGCAGCAGAUGUUAACUAACUGGAGUUGAAUGAGAAGCGUGGGCAUCUUUGUUAAGUCAUUUCGUAGUAUUAUUGUGACUUUGUCCUGAGAAAGAGAAGAUUCUCUAGUUUUGGCAAAACGAUGUAGGAAAACAAUAACAUAUUUUCAAACUUGAGAAAGAGACACACACUGACUCCACCACAAUUUCAAUUGCUCGAUGCGGUUGUGAUGUUUCUCGCUCCUUCAUUCACGCUCAAAAUUCUAACCCAUCCCUUGUAUUGAUAGGUUAAUCCACUCCAUCCAACUUCUCUACACUACACAAAAUGAAAUCACAGCAUUACACGUACACUUAUAACAAGAAGUAUCAUGUUCAAAUAUACAGUUUUUAUCGACGGACACGAAAGUAUAGACUUGGUGAAGGAAAAGUCAGAUAACUUUCUUCCACAUGCAUACUAGGGAGAGAUGGCAUUCGCAUACACGCAUAAGCAUUCACUUUCCCUCACAUAAAUCCAGUCCAUGCAAACAGCAACCAAAUGGGACGACAUUAUUAUGAUGAGUUGACUCUCAAGUGCACGGAAACCACAAAAAAAAGGGGGAUUCAAUGGAAAAAAGGUGCAACUAAAAAGGAGAACCACAACCACAAAGGUAAAAACACCAUUCAUUCAUUCAUCCGGACAAAAAACAAGAAAAUUAAAGCUAGGAAACGAAAGGAAAGUAUACACAUUACACACACUAGCACCGUCUGUCUAACCUCCACCCACCCACCCACCAUGUAGAAUUUAUGAAUGAUGCCAAAUGGUCGGACGGACCACAGAUCUGUGAAACUAAUCAAAACAAAGAAACCUGUUCGAUCUAUUCCCUAAUGUAAAUAUCAAAUCUGAAACCCUAAUAAGAUUAUAUGUUGAUAUCACAAACACACGCACAGAUUGACGGCCAGCCUGACAAAAGAACAGGAAGAAACAAAAGAAUGAUGAAGAAGAUCUUUCUGUACUUCCCUUUUCAGCCGGUCUCUGCGGUCAAAACCCUCCAUCAUGACGCUAAUCUUCUCCUGCGCCCUCGGCUUCCAAUCCAAAAAGGUUGGAUCUCGGAGCCACAGACGAAAAAAAACAAAACCGAUCGAGAUAUAUAUUCUGGAUCCAUUAUGAGAAUUAAACCACAAACAGAUGAUGAAAGACACACUUACUCAACUGGGUAUCCCAGAUCUACCUGUAGAAAGUAAAGAAGAAACCAAGAGUUUUGGGUGGUGGAGCAAAUUAACAAUUGGGGGGAAUGAAGCCUGGUCCGACGUCACUAUUUCAAUUCAGCAACGCACAUAUUUAUCCGAUCGAUCCAGACCAAAAGGAACCACGAGAUCAAGGAAAAAUAGUGGCCUCGAGCCAGACAACAUUCCCCUCAAAAGGUCUUUCACUGCUUCCAUCCCCUUCCAACGGCUGGACUUUUUAACCAGAGAAAAAGAUAGUGAAAGAGAGGAGAAACGCAGAGAAAGAGAAAGAUAGAGCUGGUGGAAAUUAAGGAGGAAGAGAUGAGGGAGAGAAGAUGAAGGGAAGAAAGAAAGGGGGCGGACAUAAAAAGGCUAGGAGAAGGAGAGGCAGAGUUGGAUGGAGGAGAUGAGAUGCAAAAGGACAAAACCUAAUACUAUUACUCCUGCCCUCGCCCCUUCCCCAAAAUUAUUUUUAUCGAAUAAGUAAAAGGAAAAUUUGGGGAAAAGGUAAGAAAACCUUUUGGAAAAAAAACCCUGUCUCCAGGCUCCAUCCCCUUAUGUAUAUAUAUAUUAUCAUUAUUACCUAAUCACACCUUCAUAUUGAAUGCAUGCCAUGCCACUCCUAACUAACCCACUACUUCUGUGUCAGCAUCCAGCCCCUGGUUUACUGCUCCCAAAAAUCUAUUUUGAUGUUUUCGAGAACUAUAUUUAAUAUAAUAAACUUAUGUUAAAUACCCAGCAAAUAUUCCAGGUAAAGUUCCUUGCUUUGCUUCUAAUUGGUUAUUUGGUUAUAUAUAUAUAUGUUUGUCUUCUUCAAUAAAUUUUGUUAAAUGGUCUUUGCAGGGUUUAUUUCUAUGAUAGCGAGGUGGGAGUUCCUAAUAUAAUUGAAAAACAGUGAUUCAUGGUCGGAAAUUAAUCCUCCAAACUCCGAAUGAUUUUAGACGUCCUUACUCCUCGUCAAUCCAACUUAAACUAAUUCAAUGAUUGUGUCUCUGAUCAGAUUUGUCGUGGUCGAUGAGUAGCAAAUUAUUAUAAUGUAUUAUGACUAGAGAUAUAACAUAUCAUGACUCGGCCAACUUGAGCUAGUAUACAUGUUCUAAAAAUUGUUCAAUGAGGUCUGCAAUAGGAAAUUAAAUGGCCAACUAGCUUGUGUUUCUAUCAAGUGAGUUUAGAAAAUUACUUUAAUCUGCAAUAAUAUUUAUGGGAAAUUCUAUCAAUAAAAAUUACUUUGACAAAUAUGUUCACAUGACAUGACGUACCAUUACCUCUAACAAAAAUUACAAAAAGCUUAUUAGACGUUUGAAAAUCAAUAAUUAUGAAAUUAGUUACUGGUUUAACAACCAGUCACUAAUUACGAUAAAUUUUCUUACACUCUGACUUUUAUUAUUUUGUUUUGUUUACAAUUUCUCAAAUGAAUUUAUUACUGGUUGAAUCAAAUGUAGAACCUUUGAUUAGUGGAUCGGAUAAGAAUCAGACCAGGGUACACGAAUAAGGCCAAGAUCAAUGGACUUUGGGAGUAAUGGAUAUAAGGGCCCAAUUAUUGCCCGUGGGCUGGACCACUAUAUGACCGCCCCAAUUGGUGAUAACUCUCAAGUCUCAUCUGUUCCGCCAUUAAAAUGAUUUUUGGGCUUGCAGCCCUAACUUCGGCAUAACUGCUUUUCUUGCCAAAAAGUGGUUAAAGCCCACCGGGCCCCAAGAACGUCCGUAGAUAGGAACUCUUCAUUGCCCAUUUGCCCCUAAUAGGCUAAAACACACCCUUCUUCAAAAUAGUUAGGGGUGGCAGUUCGGUUAUUUUGGUUAUAAUCGGUAAUCGAUUGACCGGUUAUCGGUUGAUCGAAAUAACCACUCUCCCUACCAAAAACUGUUCGAAAUAUGUUUCGGUGUCUCGGUUAUCUCGGUUACUGAUUAACCGAACCACUUUUAAGACCAAAUACCAUUUCAUCGAGCCUCUGAUAACCGACCGUAGUUCGGCUAUCGGUUAGUUAAUAAUCGGCCGGUUAUCUGUUAAACCGGCCGACUAACUGAUAACCGAACGACCACCCCUAAAAAUAGUAACUAGUAAGUGAAUUUCAGUUCCGAUUUUCUAAAAAUAAAAAUAUCUGAAAUUUCUCCAGGUUUCUUUCGAUAACCAUUUGUAGGAAAAGAAUGAAAAUGCAAUAUUUUGACAUGACGCAAUUUAGAUUGUUAGGGUAGUGGGUGACAAUUUGAAUUGUCUAAUUUUUUUCUAAAUAAAUUAUUUGACUUAAA